AUGACUCAAAAAACUUCAGCAGAUUUACAAAAAUCUCCUCCUCCUGAAUACGUUCCUGCUGAGCCUCACAUGGCUGACAGAGAACAAGGAUUUCCUGAGGAGCAAGUUGGCGGGGGAAGGUGUCAGCUGACUCCCGUCAUUGAAACUCUAACAAAACUCCAGACCCACAUCAAGGCUACCAACUGCGAUGGAGGCUUGGUCAAGGAGGCAUCAAUCAUCCCUUCCCACUCACACGAGCCUCCACAUGAGCCUCCACAGCUGAACUUAUUCGCUACACCUGCCUUUGUGCAGGAGGAGUACAACUUCUGUGGUAUUGACUUCAGUGUUUUGGAUGGGAAUGUUGAUGGGGAUCCCAUAGCUGGACCGUCAACAAUGCUGCCUGCAGUCCCUCACACACAGAUCAUCCCUCCAAUGCCCACUGUUGGGGACUGGGAUAUGCCUCAUCCUGAAUUCAUUCCCACAGACUUAGAUUUUGGGUCCAACAUGGCCAUAGACAUGGAUGAUCAAGGUGAUAUCCCUACAGUGAAAGGUCAAAGGCAGGGGGCGGCAAAUGCCUUACUCCAAGAGGGCUUCAUGAGGCUCAAAACUGUUAUUCACGAGGUCAGCUGCAACACCUCUAUUCCCACACAUCAAGUCAUUGCUUUAUGGCACAAGAGCAAUGGGUGUUCUUUCAACAAUGUCAACCACUGGAAUGCUUACAGCAGCUACUUCAAGGCAAAUCCCCAGCAGGAGCUGAAAAGACUUGGCAACAAGGCUCCCAAGGCUCCUGGGACACCAAGUGCAAUCAUGCAUCACAAUUGUUACGAGCUUUUCAAAAACGAAUAUCCAGACUCCUGGCAAACGAUCCUUGAGUAUCAUGAGGAGGCCACAGUCCUCAUGGGUGCGCCUCAGACAGUUGCCAUGCAGGCCCAGGAGUUUCAUAAGUUUGGCAAGAAGGUCUCAGCUAUGAUGGAUAUCACUGCUGCUCAUUUUGGGUUUGAGGGUGCACUGGUAACAUGUGGAAAGGUUGUCAAUCAGGAUGGUUCUCUGAGUCUGGCCCAUACAAUGCCUGGAGCUGCAGGGUUUUGGCUGAUGCACUGUAAAGCCAAUGAUGAUACCAUCAUUGGCCAUCUCAAAGCCCAAGUAUAUAAUCUAACAUCUCUGGGUGUCGUUGAUGAGGCCUUCAAGGAUGAAGCUGAGAUCGUCCAAUGCAACCAGUCCGAAGCACCAAUAAUCAAAGAGACGACAAAAGAGUGCCUGGAUAUUUCAAAGAACGGAAUCCUGUGGAUCAAGCAAGAGUUAGGUCAACAAAUUGAGAAACUUGGCAGCAAACUAUCAUCCAAGAGGAACUUUCCAUGGAAGACUCUUCCUGCAGAGCUCAUCCGUCUUGGGAUGAUCAUCAGAGGAUAUCCAGAGGAUGUGUUGCUCCCUGGCAAUUUUCAUACAACCUCAAACAAAGGAAUCACAAAUUUGACUCUGAAGGAGACUGGGAUUUUGAUCAUGGCCUUGAAGGCAGGCUUGAUGCAGGUCAAAAAGGUUUCCAAGGCUAUGCAAGCUAAACUCCUCACCUCCAAGAUGCCAGUACUAGAAGGAGCACCUCCCACAGAAGAUUGCACUCAUAGAGGAGGGCGACAUCUUUUUGCAAAUGGCCAAUCAGACCGCCUGGGACUUCCCCAUGCAAAGCCAAGUGCGGCUGCUACCAGAAUGAAAAAGGUGCCAAUGAAAUCACACAAAUCUCCCAUAAUUCUCUCUGAUGACAACAACUCUGAUAAUGACAGUUCUGUUCAACCCAUUCUUAAACCUCCCCCAUCAUGCGAAUUCAAGGUGGUGAGGCUCCCAAAGAGCCAGAAGAAGGUCAAGAAGGACAAGAAGAACAUCAUCAAGAAGAUCGUCAAGAAGGAAGUCAUUUCGCUUGUGUCUAGUGAGGUCAGCAAUGCUCACUCUGGCUCUGAGAAGCCUGAAGAUGACAACAAAGCCAAGAAGACCACUUUGCAAGCAUCAAAGAAAAGGGUUUCACCUGCUGAGCCUCCUUUGCUGAAGGCAGGAAAUCUGAAGAGCAUGAAGGGGAAAGGCAAAGCAUGUGCUGAGAAGAGUAAACAACCUUCCACUGUCGAGUCCUCAGAUGAUGAGGAGGCUCCCAAUGUAAUCGCACGAGCGAUAGAACAACCUUCUAAAUGCCUGCACGAUGGCCCCAAAGUUCAAGAGGUCCCAAAGGCCAGUGUGGUACCAAAUGAUGCUGAGGGCACUACCAGAGGCUCUGAAGAGGCACCCAUAAGCACUGAGCCUGUUGCUGUGGCAGGUCAUGUUGAUAGUGAACUGAAUGAUGCUGAUGGCACUGCCAGAGGCUCUGCAGAGGCUCUCACGAGCACUGAGCCUGCUGCUACUGCUGGUCAUGCCAAUAGUGUGCCCACACGCCCAUUGCCACCCUUGUCCCCCUCACAAAUUCAUCAGCAAGUACCUUCCCUCCCAGAAAAUUACAUUCAGACCAAGCCAGCUACUCAUGUGGUGGCAAGCAACACUUUGCACACAGACCCCGUCUGUGCAGAUCCUACAACUUGCACAGCAAGCCAGGACAACACCAUGCAUACAGACCCCAUUCAUUCAGACCAUCUUCCAUCUCUGCAGCCUGACCUCACACCAAUGUUGGCAUCUAAUCAUGGGCACAGUAAACCUGCUAUGGAAAUCUCACAUGAUCAAGAGGCUUCACUUAGUACCCCCAGUCUGACUAUUACCAUGAUCCUCAUGCUAUGCACCACGCUCCACAACUUCCUCAUGGCCCUCAGCCUUGUCCUCAUCAGCAUCAGCCCACUCAUGGCCUGCCUCAUCAACCCUCUCAUGGCCCUCAACCUCAGUAUCACAAUGGCAGGUAUCAUGAUGCUCCAUACCAUGACUCUCAAGAUGGAUAUGAUGGAUGUCAACAGUUAUUGGCACCCUCCAAGCAGUGCAUAUUUCGGUCCAGGAGGGAGAUAUCAGCAUGGAUAUGAGCGUGAGUAUCCCAACAAGUAUCCUGAAGACCUGGAGGAUGGAGGACGAGCUCCUUAG
Messenger RNA from Suillus subaureus, 3021 nucleotides. RefSeq lists its product as uncharacterized. Lineage: Eukaryota; Fungi; Basidiomycota; Agaricomycetes; Boletales; Suillaceae. The record is from RefSeq and is a predicted model, not a curated record. The transcript has 12 exons. Bases 1 to 3021 code for a protein of 1006 amino acids.